This is a messenger RNA of Arabidopsis lyrata subsp. lyrata, 1168 nucleotides long. RefSeq names its product putative fatty acyl-CoA reductase 7. Lineage: Eukaryota; Viridiplantae; Streptophyta; Magnoliopsida; Brassicales; Brassicaceae. Gene Ontology annotation, biological process: long-chain fatty-acyl-CoA metabolic process; suberin biosynthetic process. Gene Ontology annotation, cellular component: intracellular membrane-bounded organelle. Gene Ontology annotation, molecular function: alcohol-forming very long-chain fatty acyl-CoA reductase (NADP+) activity. The record is from RefSeq and is a predicted model, not a curated record.
AGAGAACCUUUUGCUAUGGGAGAAGCCCUUAACGGUAAAAACAAAGUGGACAUCAAUACCGAAAUGCGACUGGCAGAGCAGAAAUCGAAACAACUCAUAGAACAAGGUUGUUCUGCGGAAGAAACUGAACAAGCCAUGGAAGAUUUCGGAUCAAAAAGGGCACGGCUUUAUGGAUGGCCAAAUACAUAUGUCUUCACCAAAGCAAUGGGGGAAAUGCUUAUUGGACACUAUAGAGAAAGUAUGCCUCUUGUAAUCAUACGUCCCACAAUAAUCACAAGCACUUUCUCGGACCCAUUUCCUGGUUGGAUUGAAGGUUUAAAAACCAUAGACAGUGUGAUUAUAUUCUAUGGAAAGGGAAUGCUUAAAUGUUUUCUCGUCGAUCAAAAGACAGUAUGUGAUAUUAUACCGGUCGAUAUGGUGGUAAACGCAAUGAUCGCAACCGCAGCUGAACAUUUCCAUGAUUCAGGAAGUCAUACCGUUUACCAUGUCGGCUCAUCUAACCAAAAUCCGGUGAUGUAUAAACAAAUUUACAAGAUUAUUAUUCGUUAUUUCAUGGAAAGCCCCCUGGUCAUCGGACGCAAUGGUAUGCUUAUAGUUCCAAACGUUACAACAAUAUCCACAAUGGCUAGGUUCCGUGUCUACACGAACCUUUGCUAUAAAUUACCUAUACAGAUAUUGGGAUUACUUAGUAUAAUUUUUCCAUCGCAAAGAGAUCAAUAUGCACUUCACAACCGUAAACUCAAGAUGGCCAUGAGAUUGGUGAAACUUUACAAGCCUUAUGUACUCUUCAAGGGCAUAUUUGAUGAUAAAAACCUGGAAACGUUACGAAUCAAGAAUGAAGCCAAAGAGAUGGAGAAAUUGUUUGGCACCAACUCCAAAUGCAUUGAUUGGGAAGACUAUUUUAUGAUACACAUAUCCCUGGCCUCAUGACACACGUAUUCAAGAAAUAAACUUCAAAUACAAAUAUUAAUAUACGAAGUCAAGUCAAAAGAUAUUGUAUUGCAUUUCCAUGGGAUGAAGCCUACUAUAUAUAAUUAUUAAUUAUAUAAAUAAAGUCUAUGGAAAUUCGACGAGUAAUAUGUUGUCUUUGUUUACUCUGGUAUCUUGUAUUUGAUAAUACCAUAUUUGGAAUUUGUCUAUCUAAAAUCCUUCGGCUUGACUUUGGUUU